Messenger RNA from Copidosoma floridanum, 998 nucleotides. RefSeq names its product matrix metalloproteinase-14-like. Gene Ontology annotation, molecular function: zinc ion binding; metalloendopeptidase activity. The record is from RefSeq and is a predicted model, not a curated record. Lineage: Eukaryota; Metazoa; Arthropoda; Insecta; Hymenoptera; Encyrtidae. Gene Ontology annotation, cellular component: extracellular matrix. Gene Ontology annotation, biological process: proteolysis; collagen catabolic process; extracellular matrix organization.
AUGAGAAUACUGUUUUUCACUAAGUUUAAUCACGGUGAAUCAACAAGGCACUUAAAUAAAAGAUUUGAAUCACCAUUGCCAGUUCCUGAAUUCCUGAAAAAGCUUGGAACUAAGUACUGGAGGUUUAUUGGCAAAAAGCUUGAUGGAGAGUUUACUAAGGAUAUAAGUGAAGGAUUUACUGGAAUACCAGACAAUUUAGAUGCUGCAACUGUCUGGACAGGCAAUGGUAAAAUUUACUUUUACAAGGGAACAAAGUUUUGGAAAUUCGAUCCAUCGUUAAGACCACCAGUAAAAAAUACUUAUCCUAAGCUUAUUUCAAAUUGGGAAGGUGUACCUGACAAUAUUGAUGCGUCUCUCUCUUACCAUGGCUACACCUAUUUUUUUAAAGAUGAGUCUUACUACCGAUUUAACGAUAAAACGUUUUCUGGAACUAAGUACUGGAGGUUUAUUGGCAAAAAGCUUGAUGGAGAGUUUCCUAAGGAUAUAAGUGAAGGAUUUACUGGAAUACCAGACAAUUUAGAUGCUGCAACUGUCUGGACAGGCAAUGGUAAAAUUUACUUUUACAAGGGAACAAAGUUUUGGAAAUUCGAUCCAUCGUUAAGACCACCAGUAAAAAAUACUUAUCCUAAGCUUAUUUCAAAUUGGGAAGGUGUACCUGACAAUAUUGAUGCGUCUCUCUCUUACCAUGGCUACACCUAUUUUUUUAAAGAUGAGUCUUACUACCGAUUUAACGAUAAAACGUUUUCUGUGGAUUCAGCAAACCCUGCGUUUCCACGGCCUAUUGGAUAUUGGUGGUUUGGUUGCCGAUCGACAAGUAAAAGUAAUUUUAACAUUAAAUGGGUACAUAGCAAGGCCCAGAACUUAUCUUACUCAUUUGUGAAUGACUUAAAUAAUUUGGAUAAUAAUAUGAACAAGCUUCCAACAGGUGUUACCAAAGAUAAUAAUAGUAAUACGUGAAUCGAUAUAGCAACAUAAAAAUUUCAACAUUGUUGAAAAAU